AUGCAUCCUGAGAAGUCUUUAUUCUGGCUUUUCUUACUUACAAAUGUCUUACUGGUGCUUUGCGGCACUGGAUCUGGCAAUGGCGCAGGGAGCACCAAGGAGGUAGCGGCUCCAACAGUCUCCGGCUCUAAAACGGGUAGUAUCAUGAUCAUGUCCACAUCAACAGAAACCAGUAUCACAUCCUCCGAAGCCACCGAAACAGCAGCUCCAGCUUCCGAUAAAAACGACGAUGAAACAAAGGGAGACACCCAAUCAGGCUCAAGCAACGACACAGGUACAUCUUCCCCACAAGGUGCCAAAUCUGGUGGCGAAGAGACAACAACACCGAUCGACCCCGUUGUGAUUGUUCCCUUGUUUCUCCUUGCUGGAUUUGCUGUGGUCCUUUUCAUUGGGCAGCGCCUCUUAGACUAUUCCCGAGCAGUUCGCCUUCGGAAAACUAUCUGGGAAAACGCACCCAGGGUGGUGACGACGCCUUCAACAGCGGUGGCAAUCUGGAAGAGAGUGUCCUAUAGCCCUCUGUGGGGCAAACGUCGGAGCAGAGAAUUUCGACCCUUCAAAUGGCUUAAUAUGGGUACCCUGCCGACACGCCUAGAGUCCAUUCUGAUGAUGUUGUAUUUUGUCCUCAAUAUGAUUUUCGCCCUUGCCACUGUGGACUGGUCUCAGGCAGAGCUGGGUAUGAAGAUGGACAAUCUGCGAAAUCACACGGGGACCCUGGCCACAGCUAACUUGAUCCCUCUCGUUCUGACGGCUGGGAGGAAUAACCCGCUUAUUCCAAUUCUUCAUGUUCCGUUCGACACUUUCAACCUCAUGCAUCGCUUUCUGGGCCGACUCGUCGUCGUGGAAACUCUCUUGCACAUUGCAGCGGUGUUGAUUACAAAGGUUUCUUCAUCGGGCUGGGGCGUUCUACCUCAAGAGUUGUGGGGCAAGGAGUUGGUCCUUUACGGCUUCAUUGCCGGUAUCAUGUUUGUUACUCUUACCAUCCAAGCAUGGUCCCCAUUUAGGCAUGCAUUUUACGAAUUCUUCCUCCAUUUCCACAUCCUUCUCAGCAUCGGUGCGCUUAUUACGCUUUGGUAUCACCUUGCAGACCUUCAACAGCAAUACUUGAUGAUUGGCGUGUUUCUUGCAUGGGCACUGGAGCGUGCGACGCGGGUUGGAAAUAUUAUCUGGCGGAAUACCAGAGGUAUUCCAACGAAAGUCGAGGUCGGAAUCCUGCCAGCAGACACGAUAUGGUUGAGAGUCCGAACCCCACGAUCGUGGAACAUCAAGGCAGGCCAACACAUCUAUCUGUACAUUCCUUCUAUCGGCUUGUGGACCUCGCAUCCGUUCUCCAUUGCUUGGACGGAUGAUGAAGCUAGUGGGAAGCCAACAAGUCAAGUCAGGAGCAUGAUUUCAGCAUGUACUCAGCCUCAAGAGCCCACACUAUACCUUCUCAUCAAAUGCCACAACGGAUUUACACGAAGAAUGUGGAAGAAAGCCGCUCGUGCAAAGAGUGGGACGUUUUCCGCAGUAGCUUUUGCAGAAGGCCCUUACGGGGGCCUUGAAUCUCUGUCGUCGUUCCGAAGUGUCAUCCUGGUUGCUGGGGGAGUUGGAAUCACUCAUCAGCUUCUUUACCUUCGAGAACUGAUUGAGGGAUAUCACAACAGAGCUGCGGCUAUUCGUCGAGUCACCCUGGUAUGGUCGAUCAGGACACUUGACCAAGUUGAAUCCGUCCAACCUUUUCUACAAGCUCUUCUCACUCAGCACGCACAAUGCACACGACGCGAGAAUCCGUUGUCAGUGUCCAUCCUCAUUUUUGCUUCCCUGACGCACCUACAGAAGUCAGUGAGCACCUCGACCUAUCAGCGUGGUUCACCUUACUCCAAAAUCCAUCGCCCUCGAGCGUCUGUCUUCUCCACAGCGUCUACAACGCCCAUGAUGAGCGAUGGCCAUGCCUCCCCUCGCAUUGGGAACGAGACAACUCCUGAGGCAAUGGAUUAUGUCCCGUUUACCGGAAUGCACGAUUCUGCGUCGGUCGAGGUCUUUAACCACCGAGCCAACAUCUACGCUCUUCUAAACAAUGAGAUUGGAAGACAGAUUGGUGCCAUGUACGUAAGCGUUUGUGGGCCUGGAGGACUAGCGGACGAUGUCCGAGAUGCAGUCAGAGAGCAUUUGAAAACAGGUGAUACUGAUUUGGAGUUUUACGAAGAGAGCUUCAGCUGGUAG
This is a messenger RNA of Cladophialophora bantiana CBS 173.52, 2202 nucleotides long. RefSeq lists its product as uncharacterized. Gene Ontology annotation, biological process: copper ion import; intracellular iron ion homeostasis; iron ion transport. Bases 1 to 2202 code for a protein of 733 amino acids. Gene Ontology annotation, molecular function: ferric-chelate reductase activity. Lineage: Eukaryota; Fungi; Ascomycota; Eurotiomycetes; Chaetothyriales; Herpotrichiellaceae. The transcript has 6 exons. The record is from RefSeq and is a predicted model, not a curated record. Gene Ontology annotation, cellular component: plasma membrane.